Geodia barretti is the source of this 237-nucleotide messenger RNA. The record is from the annotation of a GenBank genome assembly. NCBI's taxonomy places the organism in Eukaryota, Metazoa, Porifera, Demospongiae, Tetractinellida, Geodiidae.
AUGCGCCUGCUCCUGGCGUCAUGUAGUGGUGGACUGGUUGGUCUCAGAAGACUCGGAGAAAACUCUAGAAGACUCGGGAACGCGGGGGACGACGGAGAUCUCGUUCGAGGGACAGACGAAGGAGCAGGUCUCGUGAACGGAAGCGAAAGAGUCGCUCCACAUCUCGAGAUCGAAGGAGAAGAUGAACGUCUGACACUCAACACUCAACACUCAACACGAGAUCGAAGGAGAAGAUGA